GAACACUUUACCCUCAACUUCUACAAAGCAACAACCCUUCCCCUUUCUACUCACCCAUUCCCCAUUCCAGUUCUCAGUUCUCAACACACCAACGGUUACAUUGUCUAUAUAACCCCCGCCACCCACUAACUCCUCAAAUUAAACCCACCCUAAAAAACCGUUCCUAACGGCUACAUUUCCCUCCCUAUUUCCUCCCUCCGUCCUCCCUCUCGCUGAAAAUGGUUACAAACUUCUCUUUCUCUCUCCUUCUAUCUUUCAUCUGCAUCACAGCACCCUUCUCACACGCAUCUACCCUUAGAAACACCAUUUCCACCGCCAGAAACGACGGCGCAGUGUCGGUGGUGCUUUGGUGCGUGGCCAAGAACAAUGCCGAGGACUCGGCCCUCCAGUCCGCUUUAGACUGGGCUUGUGGGCCAGGAGGUGCCGACUGCGGUUCCAUCCAGCAAGGUGGGCCCUGCUACGACCCCUCCGAUAUCCAGAGAAUGGCGUCGUUUGCCUUCAAUAAUUACUUUCUCAAGCAUGGCUUGACCGAGGACAGCUGUAACUUUGACAAUACAGCCGCCCUCACUUCUCUAAACCCUAGUAAGAUUUAA
Ilex paraguariensis (yerba mate) is the source of this 593-nucleotide messenger RNA. The record is from the annotation of a GenBank genome assembly. Lineage: Eukaryota; Viridiplantae; Streptophyta; Magnoliopsida; Aquifoliales; Aquifoliaceae.